This is a messenger RNA of Candoia aspera, 1421 nucleotides long. RefSeq names its product heparin binding EGF like growth factor (gene HBEGF). Gene Ontology annotation, biological process: positive regulation of cell population proliferation; epidermal growth factor receptor signaling pathway. Gene Ontology annotation, molecular function: growth factor activity; heparin binding; epidermal growth factor receptor binding. The coding region runs from base 250 to 858 and encodes 202 amino acids. Gene Ontology annotation, cellular component: plasma membrane. The record is from RefSeq and is a predicted model, not a curated record. Lineage: Eukaryota; Metazoa; Chordata; Lepidosauria; Squamata; Candoiidae. The transcript has 6 exons.
UCCCAGGGGCACUGGGUGGCUUUACGCCGAGUCAGCCAGGCAGUAGGCGGUCGGCAGUGGCACGGGGCUGCGUCUGCUUUGUCUUGGACCCGGGAGCAGCCGCCGCGACAUCUGGACGAGCCCGCCCCGGCCGGUUGGAGCACUCCGCCUUGCGGAGGCGGUCCGGGAAUAACAAGCCUGCCUUUAGAGCCCCGACAUCGGACCGUGUAGGACCGAAGCAAGCGGCGGUGGCAGCAAACCUUGCCAGGAAUGGUGAUGAUCUCGAGCGUUCUUCUGGCGGCAGUUUGUGCCAUCCUGGUGAAUGGGGAGGGGAUUGGCAUACUCCAGAAUGAAGCUUCCAGGAGAGAAAACAGAGAAGACUUGACAAAUCUCCAUCUCCGUCCACCCCCAAAGGCUUUGGAAUAUGUAGGAGAGAGAGAUGGUUUAUUAUCCCAAGGAGAUAACCUGAGUGAACUCCCUCAAGUUGCUUUCAUGUCCAAGCCACAAGAUCCUGUGACUCCAAAUAAAGGAGGGAAGAAAAGGAGGAAGGGAAGAGGAAAGAAGAGAGAUCCCUGCUUGGGAAGAUACAAGGAUUAUUGUAUUCAUGGAAAAUGCAAAUAUAUUAAGAAACUCAAAUCUCCAUCUUGUAUAUGCCAGGAAGACUACCAUGGGGAGAGAUGCCAUGCCCUUAGCCUUCCAGUGGAAAACCGCUUUGAUAGUUAUGAUCGCACAACUAUCCUGGCAGUCACAGCAGUGAUUCUGUCAUCCCUGUGUCUUAUCAUCAUUGCAGUAUUACUGAUGCUCAGAUGUCACAAACAAGGAGUAUAUGAUGUAGAGAAUGAAGAGAAGGUUAAAUUGGGCAUCACUGUCAAUCACUGAACUGUCCAAGAACUGCAAGGUUUUAUCAGUGAAACAAGUUCUACAUUCACAGUCAAAUGGAUAAAACUCUUUCUAGGACAUGCUUAAGGAGGAACUUGCAUGAAUGAAAACAACUUUUUUUUCAAGGGGAUAAUGCUUUGUUGAAGAAGCAAGUCAUCUCUUUAAAUUAGAAGAGCUCUCAGAAAAGCACAUUUAUUUGUGAAGGACUUGUUCACAAUGUGCAGCUACAGCCCAAGAAGAUUUGAAAUUUGUCUUCUUACAAGUGGAAAAUGACACUGUCACGAACCAAGCAAACAAUGAACCAGGAAACUGGAUUCUUCACAAAAUUGCUGAUGAAUACUGCUCUGAGAAACUGUGAAAAACUCUCCUGAAGAGAACUACUUCUUGAACUUUAUUUAAUCUGAAAAAAAUAUUUAACAAGAUGCUUCAUUUUAAGUUAUAUAUUUAUUUUAGAUACAUUGUACAUGUUAUUUAUUUAAGACUUAAUCCUGUAGUCCUGAAAUCAAAGGGAAAGACAGGAGUAUUGUGCAGUGUGCUACUCUAAUAAAUAACCCUUUCUUAUG